This is a messenger RNA of Ziziphus jujuba (common jujube), 1105 nucleotides long. Its product is annotated as chitinase 2. Bases 49 to 963 code for a protein of 304 amino acids. Lineage: Eukaryota; Viridiplantae; Streptophyta; Magnoliopsida; Rosales; Rhamnaceae. The transcript has a single exon. The record is from RefSeq and is a predicted model, not a curated record. Gene Ontology annotation, biological process: carbohydrate metabolic process. Gene Ontology annotation, molecular function: hydrolase activity, hydrolyzing O-glycosyl compounds.
CAAUUUCUAUUUCACUCACAGCCACAAAAACUUUAAUCUUCAACAGCAAUGGAACUCUCAAAGCUUUUCAUCACCCUUUUCUUCCUUCAAUCAAUCUUCAUCUCCCACAUAUUGAUCCAAGCGUCCCCUUCUAAUUCGGACGUCUUCCGAGAAUACAUAGGUGCUGAGUUCAACAAUGUUAAGUUCUCUGAUGUCCCCAUCAACCCGAAUGUCCAAUUCCACUUCAUUCUCUCAUUCGCCAUAGACUACGACACCUCAGGUUCUUCCCCUACAAAUGGCAAAUUUAACAUUUUCUGGGACACUCAAAAUCUCAGCCCUUCCCAAGUUUCGUCCAUAAAAACUGAGCAUUCGAAUGUUAAAGUAGCGGUGAGUCUAGGAGGGGAUAGUGUUGGAAGUGGCCAUGCUUACUUCAAUCCGUCCUCUGUGGAUUCUUGGGUUUCCAAUGCAGUUUCUUCACUCACAAAGAUUAUCAAAGACUACAAUCUAGAUGGUAUUGACAUCGAUUACGAGCAUUUCAAUGGUGAUCCUAAUACAUUCGCUGAGUGCAUAGGACGACUCAUAAAAACGCUCAAGGCAAAUGGGGUUAUAUCAUUUGCCUCUAUAGCUCCAUUUGAUGAUGAUCAAGUUCAAAGCCAUUACUUGGCAUUGUGGAAGAGUUAUGGUCAUCUAAUAGACUAUGUGAAUUUCCAAUUCUAUGCAUAUGAUAAAGACACGUCAGUGUCACAGUUCUUGGAUUACUUCAACACACAAACCUCAAAUUAUAAUGGAGGAGAGGUUUUGGCAAGCUUUAUCAGCGGUGGAACUGGUGGAUUAUCCCCUGAAAAUGGUUUUUUCAAAGCCUGCAAUAGGCUUAAGAGUCAGAACAAACUUCAUGGUAUCUUUGUUUGGUCUGCAGAUGAUUCGAAAGCAAACGGUUUUCGCUAUGAAAAGCAAUCUCAAGCACUUCUGGCUACUCCCCACUAGCCAGAGACAGACCUUUAUAUUUGAUUCCAUGGUAUUUUACUGCAUGAUGCUGUGUAUCUUCUAGUAUGCAAAACAUUUCUGGUUACAUUUGUAUGUCUAUGUAAAAUGAUACAUAUCGUGUUAAUUAAUACACUUUAAUUUA